Staurois parvus is the source of this 367-nucleotide messenger RNA. The record is from the annotation of a GenBank genome assembly. NCBI's taxonomy places the organism in Eukaryota, Metazoa, Chordata, Amphibia, Anura, Ranidae.
UGGGACCCCCGGGCAAUAGGGGAUCAUGGAGCCCCUGUGUCCUUACCCAAACUCAAAAAAGCCUAUGAAAAAGGUACUAGAGGCAUCUCAUGGGGCCCCCUACUGACCCCGGGCCCUCGGGUAGUGCCCAAGUUUCCAAAUGGUAAGUCCGCCCCUGGUCAGAAGUGACAUCUUGCUUACUACUCUGCAUGGGUGGACUGACAACUCAUGGGACCCCCGGGCAAUAGGGGAUCAUGGGGCCCCUGUGUCCUUGCCCAGACUUAAAAAGCCUAUGAAAAAAGGUACCAGGGGCAUCUCAUGGGGCCCCCUAAUGACCUCGGCCCUCGGGCAGUCCCCGAGUUUCCAAAUGGUCAGUCCGCCCCUGCAC